AGGUGAGUUUGUUUGCCAUGGAAUAAUAAUGGAGCAGUUGGUGGAUUGUUUCUGUUCUUCCGUGUGUUUGUUGUGACGAAGCUGCUGUUGCGUUUAAACUGAGUCUCAGUAUUACGACGAGUAAAAGCUCACCACUUCGGGAACACAACUGCACCUGCCGAACCACAGAGACACAACACGAUGGCCGGCGUGCUGUGCCGCAGCGCACGGCUGGUCACGUACCUCCCUGGUUUGCAUGUCCUGGUGAGUCGAGUGACUGGAGCCAGAGCCUUCUCUGCUGCAGGAUCGUCAGGCUCUGAUGAACCCCACGUAGCCGUCAAUCCACCUGACAUAGGACUGCGGACAGUGUGGCCUGAUGAGAACAUGGGGCCUUUUGGGCCCCAGGACCAACGUUUCCAGCUACCUGGUAUUGUGGGUUUUGACCACCACCUCGAGGGACUAAGAAAGCAGAAGCAGAGCCUGCCCCACAACAUGCUCCCUGACGUGCUGUCUUCCCUGUCCAGUAGUGAAAGACAUGAGUUCAUACUGGCCCAGGUCAUCGGAGAUUUUGAAAUAGACCCAGACUCUUCCCAGAGUGUCAGCAGAGCUGAACAGUACUUUGAUGAAUCCAGAGUGGAGUGUGCCAUCCAGUCCUGUCCUGAGCUGCUACAGAAAGACUUCCAGUCCAUGUUUCCCGAGGCUCCUUCCUCUGGGAUGAUGGUGGUCACAGUGACCCAGAGGACCAAGAGCGACAUGACAGCAUGGAGUGCUGAGGUGGAAGACGAGAGAGAGAAGAUGCUUAGCAAGUUUAUUGAAGGAGCCCAGGAGAUCUGCUGCGCUCUGCAGAGAGAAGGAUUCUGGGCAGACUUCGUCGACCCGUCCUCAGGCCUGGCGUUCUUUGGCUCGUACACCAACAACACACUGUUCGAGACAGAUGACCGGUAUCGUCACCUGGGCUUCCAGAUCGAGGACCUGGGCUGCUGCAGGGUGAUCAGACACUCUUUGUGGGGAACGCAUGUUUUCGUGGGGACAAUAUUCACAGAUGCACCACCCAGCAGCCCCGUCAUGAAGAAGCUGCAGGGCAGCUGAGCAGGAACUCGGUGACAUUUGGUGAUUGUAUUCAAUAUUAACGUAAUUCUUCAAGAACAUCAGUAACUGACUCCUCAGUGUUUCUACCUACAUGCCAUGUAUGUAUAAAGGCUGGCUCAUAUAGAUUUGUAUUUAUAGAUUCAGAUGUGAUAAGUAAAUGCUGCUGUAAUCACAAUAAA
Messenger RNA from Solea solea (common sole), 1247 nucleotides. It is a transcript of the gene mmadhcb, whose product is annotated as metabolism of cobalamin associated Db. Gene Ontology annotation, cellular component: mitochondrion. The coding region runs from base 181 to 1068 and encodes 295 amino acids. Gene Ontology annotation, biological process: cobalamin metabolic process. Lineage: Eukaryota; Metazoa; Chordata; Actinopteri; Pleuronectiformes; Soleidae. The transcript is spliced from 8 exons. The record is from RefSeq and is a predicted model, not a curated record.